CAGUGAAGAGGUGUAAAAGCGAAACAGUCGGAGGAAGGCGAUAGCAAGAGCUGGCCGGAAUUGAAAUGGUUUAAUUCAGUGACACGUGAUUAGGAUUUACAUUUAACCCACAGCAGCAGCGGAGGAGGAGGAGGAGCAGACGACAAUGUGAAAUUUCCUGAACGCAAGCGCACAUCAGCUGUAGCGGAGAUGUGAGGAGUGUUGGCGGGGAAGGUCUGGAAGGUGUGUCGGUCACUGCUGUCUCCCCCCUUCUGUCACCUCCCCCUCAGUGAGUGUGAGAAAGACGGAGGGCUGAGAGAGAGAGAGAAGUUUGGUCUCCGCUCUUGGCGCACGUUCGCCGAUCGUUCACUCCACACGAUGGCACGUCGGUGUCAGCGCUGCCGCUUCUCGGAGCUCCGCUGCUUUCAUGACAACUGACAGAUCCAAACAACAACAACAAAAAAAGAAAGUGUCACCAUGGCUGAAUUUGGAGAGAACAAGAGCGCCGUAGGUCCACCGGUUGCUGGCUGGAAAGCUGCGUCAGGAGGAGCAGGGAUGAGCCUGGAGACGCACCGAGGAGAGCAUGUCUCCAACGGAAACUGCAGCUUGCCAGACGCCGUCAAGAGGCUCCAGAACGAGUCCAGCUGCGAGUCUCCAACGUGGGAGAGCACAGGUUCAGACGCCAAAACGAUCCCCCGACGCAGCAGUCUGAUCAAGGACGGAUCACGUGCUGGUCGGGAGAGGAAGAAGACGGUGUCCUUCAGCAGCAGUCUGUCAGAGAAGAAGAUCAGCAGUGCUGCCGACUGUAUCCACUCCAUGGUUGAGGGGAGUGAGCUGAAGAAGAUCCGACCCAACUCCCGUGUUUACCAGCGUUACUAUCUUCUGGAUGCAGGUCUGCAGGCUCUCUGCUGGGAGCCAUCCAAGAAGGAGUCAGACAAAGCUCGCAUCUCUCUCGCCUCUAUACGUGAGGUACGGACAGGUCGUAACACAGAAACCUUCCGCACCAGUGGAGUUUAUGAACAAAUAUCAGAGGACUGUGCAUUCUCCAUCAUCUAUGGAGACAUAUAUGAGAGCCUGGACCUGGUGGCGAACUCUGCUGAAGUGGCCAACAUUUGGGUUACUGGCCUGAGGUAUCUGAUGCAGUAUGGGAAACAUGCCCUUGACAUGCUCGCCAGCAGUCAGGACAGCCUUCGUCUUGGCUGGCUGGAGCAGUUGUUUUCCUCUGCUGCUGAUUCCGACAGACAGGACGACAUCAAGGAAGGGAUUCGCUUGCAGUCAGCUAUAAAGUUGAUACAAAGUGUGAACCCAGGGGUGAGCAGUGGCAAAGUGGAGCACAGGUUUAAAGAGCUUCAAAGAGUCAGGGAGAGGAUGUGUGGGCUCACAAUAGAUAACGGAUCUGGAUUUAAAGACCACAGUGAAAACAAAAAGCUCACAGGAAGAAACAACAGAGUCACCAAGCAGGAGUUCAUCGAGGCCUUUCACGACUUUUGCACACGUCCAGAGAUCUACUUUCUGUUGGUGCAGUUCUCGAGCAACAAGGAGUUCCUGGACACCAAAGACCUGAUGAGGUUCAUCGAGGCUGAGCAGGGCAUGACUCAAGUGAGUGAGGAAACCAGCAUGAAACUCAUCCAGUCCCACGAGCCGUCAGUGGAAGGUCAGCAGCAAGGAUUCAUGUCCUUGGACGGCUUCACCAGCUACCUCACUUCAGCAGAGUGCCACCUCUUUGACCGGGAGCACGACAUUGUGUGCCAGGACAUGUCCCAGCCUUUGUCCCACUACUUCAUCAACUCCUCUCACAACACCUACCUCAUUGAGGACCAGUUUCGAGGUCCCUCCGAUAUUUCUGGCUACAUCCGUGCCCUUAAAAUGGGCUGCCGAUGUGUGGAGGUGGACGUCUGGGAUGGUCCUGAUGAGGAGCCGGUAGUGUGUACUGGGCACACCCUUUCCCCACCACUGUCCCUACGUUGUGUAUUAGAGGCAAUUGGAAGAUACGCAUUUGUUGCAUCUGACUAUCCGUUAAUUCUGUGCAUUGAGAACCACUGUUCACUCCCACAGCAGAAAGUGCUGUUGCAGCAUCUAGUGAGGAUAUUUGGGGAGAGGCUGUACACAGAUCUCCCACAUGAUGGGGCCCCGUACCUGCCAUCGCCGCAUGCUCUAAGGCAUCGCAUCCUGCUAAAGGGUAAAAAACUGGGUUCAGGUUCUAAUGGGGAGGACGGGGAUGUAAGUGAAGAGGAUGAAGGAGCAGAAAUGUGCCAAAGGAUGAAAGCAGCCAACAGUGGAGGGGCAGUUCCUGGAACAAAUGAGAAGGACAUGGUACAGAAAAGUUUCGCCUACACAAUCGUCUCUCAGUCUAUUCCCCUUCAUCCUCCUCCCAAACGUUUCAUGCUGUUAAAAGAGCUCUCUGGCUUAGUAACUCUUUGCUGCUCUGUUCGCUUCAUUGAUUUUCCAACAUCAUCCAAAAGCCAAAAACCCUGGGAACUCUGUUCUUUUCAUGAGUCUCUGGCUGUGCGUCUCGCUUGUGAGAACCCCGGUGACUUUGUCAACCACAACAAGCAUUUCCUAUCACGAGUGUAUCCCAACCCUAUGCGUAUUGACUCGAGCAACAUGAACCCCCAGGACCUUUGGAAGUGCGGUUGCCAGAUUGUAUCAAUGAAUUUUCAGACAGCUGGACUGAUGAUGGACCUGAACACGGCCUGGUUCAGACAGAACGGGAGCUGUGGUUACGUUCUGCGGCCGGCCAUCAUGCGGCAGGAGGUGUCUUAUUUCAGUGCCGACACCAGAGACACGGUGCCUGGUGUCUCCCCACAGCUGCUCCAUGUGAAGGUGAUUAGCGGCCAGAAUCUGCCCAAGCCACGAGGUUCUGGAGCCAAAGGGGAUGUGGUGGAUCCAUAUGUGUAUGUGGAGAUUCACGGCAUCCCAGCUGACUGCACAGAGCGCCGCACGAGAACUGUGACCCACAAUGGGGACAACCCCAUCUUUGAUGAGAGCUUUGAGUUCCAGAUUAACUUGCCGGAGCUCGCCAUGGUUCGCUUUGUGGUGCUGGAUGACGACUACAUAGGAGAUGAAUUCAUAGGUCAGUACACCAUACCUCUGGAGUGCCUCCAGCCAGGCUACAGACAUGUUCCCCUCCAGUCUUUGACGGGGGAGGAGCUUCCUCACGCCAAGCUGUUCGUCCAUGUGGCGCUCACCAAUCGUAGAGGAGGAGGAAAGCCUCAUAAAAGAGGUCUGUCAGUGCGGAAGGCCCGAAAGGGGCGGGACUACACGGCUCUGAGGGAUUUAGGAGUUCGGGUUGUGGAUGAGGUUUUCAAGAUGGCUUCACCUCUGCUGAGAGAAGCCACAGACCUGAGAGGAAACAUGCAGAACUCAGUAGCAGUGUUCAGGGAGCUGUGUGGGGUGUCGGCUGUGGCUAACCUCAUGCAGUGUGUUCUGGCUCUGAGCUCCAGAGUAUCAGGACCGGAAGGCUCGCCUUUACUGCUGUUUGACCUCCGAGACCACUACCCCACUCUGGAGCCACAGGGGCCCCUGCCCGAUGUCCUUCGCCGAGUCGUCUCUACCUAUGAAAUGAUGGUCCAGACGAGCAGAGCUGUGAUAGAACUCUCUGAUGGGCUCCAUGACAAGAUCCUCCACAUACAGUCAACGGCCAUGGAGUUUCAUGAAAAACUGCAAAGCCUGGCAACGAAGGAGGGGCUGAAAGGUUGCAAGGUCAGCCGAGCGCUGGAGAGUUUCAGCUGGAACAUCACCAUCCUUAAGGGCCAGGCCGACCUGCUGAAACACGCCAAGGCAGAAGUCCAGGAGAACAUGAAGCAGGUACACGAUGCUGCGCUGACUGGAAACCUCUCCAAGGAGGGUGUAGGAUUGAGAAGAGUCCGCUCCCAAACACGACGAGGCCCGGAUGACAAACCCACCGUGAGUGCUAGAGGUCCCUCUGCGUAACGAGAACACGACCUAGCAAAUGGGAGAGGACACAGGAGAUGAUGAAUGUAAAAGUCAAUGCAGCCACCUGUCGCUGAACACUGUAGAGCUGCAGAAGUCAAUGCACUGCUGGGAGGAGAUGUAAGAAAUGUGAUGUCAGGAAGAUGAAUGUAGUCAGAUUUGAAGCCAAGGUUCAGCUGUUUGUACUGUAUUAAACUGUAAAUACACCAAAAUGUUCAUUUCCUAUGUGCAAUGUUUUGAGGUGUGUCAUGAAGAGGAAGGAAAAACUGCAAUUUUUCAAGCUAAAUCUCAGCCAAAACCUUUUGGACGAUUGCCAUCUUAACAUGCUGGUGGCUUUUACUUCACAACAAUUGCUAAAUUAGAGUGGGUUCCAGGACUUUUUGUCUCCGAAUUAAAAGAAACACACCUUGUCAAUCAAUCUAUGGAUGUUUAAGGUCUUCUACCAUUAUUUCGUGGACCAGUGCAGCCUCUAUGUCUCUCGCCGGCUUAUUUCUAUUAAGCAUCUUCUGGUCCCGGAUUGCUGCUCUGCAUCCAGUCAACGUGAGGUCCUUUGUCUUGCUACAAAAUCCUCCACUUCACCCUUUAAAUAUUGUCUUACAAACAGUAUUCUAUAUUUUUGUAUUUUCCUGAAACCCCUGUGCUAAUUCAGCCACUCUAACCUGCCAUAGAAAUCAACUCCACAAGUGUAAACGUCUGCCUCUAGGGAACUUACACUGUUACGUUGAAAGUGCUUACUCCGUGUGCAAAACACUGUACAGUAUUUUAAUAUAUAAUUCUAUCCUUUUGCUGUAAGGAGUAUUUUACAUAAGUUAUUGAUGCUGAGUGAAAACAUUCCAGGUACAUAAUACUGGUGCAGUAGAUGAUGCUUGAGCAGCUGUGUAGAAGGUUCCUCAACAGUCAGGAUGGAAAUAAACUAGUUUUUAAAUGAC
Molecule: messenger RNA, 4841 nt
Organism: Amphiprion ocellaris (clown anemonefish)
Lineage: Eukaryota; Metazoa; Chordata; Actinopteri; Pomacentridae
Product: inactive phospholipase C-like protein 2
Exons: 12
Coding region: 457-3912 (1151 amino acids)
Biological process (GO): intracellular signal transduction; lipid metabolic process
Molecular function (GO): phosphatidylinositol-4,5-bisphosphate phospholipase C activity
Source: RefSeq, a predicted model, not a curated record